AUGAAGGGUACAGCAUUGUUUGUAAUAUUUUUAGCUGUUGCAUCAGCUGAUAUUUUCCGAUACGAUGGGUACAAAGUGUACCAAGUUAUUCCGACAAACGAAAUUCAUGCAGAAGUAUUGAAGGUCUUUAGAGAAAAUGAGGAAUAUGAUUUUUGGAGUAAAACCAACAUUCUUGGAGAAUCAGUUAAUAUCAUGGUUAAACCAGCACUUCAAAAUUCUUUCGUAAAAAUUCUUGAAACCAAUAAAAUUGAGUAUUCUAUUCUUAUUGAUGAUGCCGAAAGUGUAUUUCAAGAAGAACGUUUACGUCAGACUCGAGCACCAAAAAUAGAAAAAGGAAAAAUAAGCUUUGAUAAGUACCACAGAUACGAAGAUAUCCAAGCUUAUUUAGAGCGAUUGCAAGUCGAUUACCCAGUUAAGGUGGGAACCAUUGGAAAAUCUUACGAAGAAAGAGAAUUAUCUUACAUACAAAUUGGAGAUAAUCCAAAUAAUCCAACGAUCGUAUUAGAUGGUGCUAUUCAUGCUCGCGAAUGGAUCGCACCUGCUAUGGCACUUUAUUUAAUUCAACAAUUGGUGGAAAAUGAGGAAUACGCGUAUUUAAGCGAAAAUGCUAAUUGGGUAAUUAUCCCUGUUCUAAAUCCUGAUGGUUACGAAUACACCCACACUAAUAAUCGUAUGUGGCGAAAAACUCGUAGUCGUGGAAACACCUGUUACGGUGUUGACGCUAACCGUAACUUUGGUUACAUGUGGGGUGGUUUAGGAACUAGCAGCAACGAAUGUUCCGACAUUUAUCACGGACCUUAUGCUCAUUCUGAACCCGAAGUCGCUGCUUUUACAGAUUUCGUUCUAGGACUUAAUAAUGUUGAAUUAUAUAUAGCUCUUCAUAGUUAUGGACAAUGGGUUAUUUAUCCAUGGGGUUAUGAUUUUAUUCUUCCUGAUAACGUCGAUGAUAUUCAUUAUUUGGGCGAACGAAUCGCUGACGCUAUUAAAAGCGUCAAAGGCACUUCUUACACUGUUGGUAAUUCAGCAAUUCUAUUAUAUCCAGCUGCGGGAUGUUCUGAUGAUUGGAUGAAAGGUGCUGGUGGUGCUGAUCUUAGUUACACUUUAGAAUUACCUGGUGGGGGAAGCCAAGGAUUUGAUCUUCCAGCUUCAAGAAUUUAUGAUGUUGUAAUUGAAACCUUCCAAGGUAUUCUUGCCGCUUACGAAUAUAUUGUAGAAAAAUAA
This is a messenger RNA of Onthophagus taurus, 1221 nucleotides long. Its product is annotated as carboxypeptidase B-like. Lineage: Eukaryota; Metazoa; Arthropoda; Insecta; Coleoptera; Scarabaeidae. The record is from RefSeq and is a predicted model, not a curated record. Gene Ontology annotation, biological process: proteolysis. Gene Ontology annotation, molecular function: metallocarboxypeptidase activity; zinc ion binding.